Photinus pyralis (common eastern firefly) is the source of this 1252-nucleotide messenger RNA. RefSeq lists its product as uncharacterized. The transcript has 2 exons. Bases 171 to 860 code for a protein of 229 amino acids. The record is from RefSeq and is a predicted model, not a curated record. Lineage: Eukaryota; Metazoa; Arthropoda; Insecta; Coleoptera; Lampyridae.
UGUAGUAAUACCCUUAUUUUUGUAUAACAAUGAUUUUUGAGGUUAUAUUAUGAUAAAUACUAACUUUUUCGAAUUAAAUUCGACAAAAGCCCUAUUAAGAAUUUCUCACCCUUACCAUAAAGUGGUAUGUACAAAGAAAAUUAUCGUAGCAGUUCUGAAAUAAAUAUACGAUGAGUUUGACUGGAGACCCCAAUCAGGGAAAUAAACCUGGCUUUCCAUACCAACCGUCGCCAUUGGAUUUUCCUCGAUUCAAUGAGAAUUCGCCAAGUAUAAAUCCAUUACUUUCACCUUCUGGCAUACCUUCAUCAUCAUUAUAUUUGGCGAACGAUGUGACACCUUUCAAAAACUAUUCCUUCUAUGUACCACCCUCGAAUUACUCCUUACCUUCCACCUCUUCUUCGAAUGGGUUUUCAUUCUCUCCCCAAAUUCCUGUGUCCAUAGAGUGCUCUACGAGUGUUCCUCACUGUUUCUCAUACCAACCCUUAAAUGUACCAAUGAGUAGUUUUGAUAAAAUUGGUUCGUUUGGCGGUAAACGGAAAACACAGUCUCCUUCAAAUGUUCCAUUAAAGCAGCAUAUUACCGAAGAACGAAUGGCUGAACAUAUGUCACGAUUGCAUAUUAGCUCACAAACUCCAAACUCGACCGAGACGCUUCCAACACGUGAACGUCGGUUAUAUAUGUGCGAGGAAAUGCAACGUUUACAAACUGAAUCUAUAAUACCUGCUCAAAUAUUAGAUAAGGUUUACAGGCCAUGUACCGCUCUCGUUCCAUGGACUCCGCCAAUAGUACCGCCCAUCUCGAAAGAAAAUAAUAACAAUGAAGAAGAACCUGAUAACAAUCACAUGGAUAUGGAUUCCUGAUCGCAGUUACGGUGGCGAAACUCUUGUGCUGGCAUUUUGGAAAUCUAGAAGCACUUAGAUUUAAUAUUACGAGAUGUAGUAACACAUAUAAUUUUAAAAGCGCAUUUUGUAACUUUACUUAUUGUUCUAAUUUUUAUUUAUAACAAUGGAUAAGCAUGAAGAUAAAGAAAGGGUGCAUUUUACUUAAGUUAAUUAGGAAGUUAGAUUAACAAGUGAAGUUCAUUAACUUAAAAAUCAUCUGUAUAUUAGUGGUCGUUUGAGUUUUGCUUUAAUGUUAUUUAAGUUUGAGAAUGUGUUCACUAAUUACGUAUUGUUUAGUGAUUCAUAUGCCAUUAUUUAUAUUGUCUUAUUUUUUUCAUUUAUUUUUAAAUAAAUCCCCCGUAUGAAAAGAA